UUUUUAUUCGUGUUCGUGUUUGAAAUUGAAAAAAUUUUGUCUUCGAAAUAAAUCGAAAUAAAACACAAUUAUUGUAAAUAAAAACAAAAAAUUAUAUAAAAUAAAUUUAAUUUAGUUGGCAUAUUUUAUAAUUUGGAUACUCAUCAUGUCUGACGACGAAGAAUAUUCACCCAAACGAAUUAAAUCAUCAAUGUCUGACGAUGAGCACAUUGAACCGCCCGCCUUCAGUCCAGCUACCCUUGGUCUGCAUCGUGUCGGUACCUUGCCACCUCCAAAACCUCAACCCUCACAACCAAUUCAAAUGUUAAAUGCACGUGGAAUGCCCGCUCGCGUUCGAAAACGUAAUCGUCUCUUCUUUGACGAUGAACUGGUAAAUGAUAAUAAAGCUCUUGGUGUUAAUCAAUCACCUCGCAAAAAUACCAUACCACAAAAACAACCAAGUACACCAGUUAAAACUCCAUCAAAAGUUUUAAAAAAGAGAAAAACAAUCGGCGGUACACGUUAUGUACGUUACGAAGAAAAGCAACAAACACCUCCGGAAAAACGUUCUCCCAGCAAAUACUUUUCAUCCCCAACAGCAUCAACAUCACGAAAUGCACUGAUACCAGCCGACAAGCGAAUGGGUCAACAAAUUGGUUUACGUUUAAGAAAUUUGCUUAAGUUGCCCAAAGCCCACAAAUGGGUUAUAUUUGAAUGGUUCUACUCAUUUGUAGACAAGCCUCUUUUUGAAGGUGAGAACGAUUUUCAAAUCUGUCUAAACGAAUCAUUUCCAAAUCUGAAAACAAGACAACUUACUCGCCCCGAAUGGCAAAAGGUGCGAUCGCUCAUGGGAAAACCCCGUCGCUGUUCUCAAGCAUUUUUCGAUGAAGAACGCUGUGAACUCGAACGUAAAAGACAGAAAAUACGCUUUCUUCAAACAAGAAAGCAAGCCGGUGACAUCAACAAUUUCGUUCGCGAUCUUCCCGAUAAGAUUCCACUGCCAUUGCCAGUGGGUACAAAAGUAACAGCUCGUCUGCGUGUACCCCAAGAUGGCAUAUUCAGUGGCAGCGUCGAUGCAUUCGACUCGCUUAGCUCUACUUAUCGGGUGUCUUUUGAUCGCAACGGCUUAGGCACACACUCAAUCCCCGACUUUGAAAUUGUAUCAGAUAACUUCUUUGAAAUGUUGCCGUUGACCAGCCUCAUGCAAGACUUCCGACCACGUUAUCUAAAUGGCAAUCUCAUACACACACCCACAAGAAGUCGAAACUCUUUGAAUCGCAGUGAUCCAUUGUUGGGCCAACAGCAAUAUGACAGUCCGUUCAAGAAUCCAGUUAUUGAACGCGACACUAUCGGUGGCUUCCCAGUGAAGCUAUUAGAGACCAUUGUUCGAUUGAAGCGGGCAAUUGCUAUAAAGAAAUCCAAACUGAAUCGACUGAAAGACAUGAAUUCAGAGGCAGAAAUUAAAAAUGCAGCAGCAGCUGCAUCGUCUUCUUCAUCCGCCGGAGAGCAUACUCUUUCCGAAGAAUUUCAACGUCGAUAUGCCAGCAUUGUGAUAUCAAUGGAAAAAAUGAAUCGUGACAUGCAAGAAUAUUUAAAUGGUAUACAAAGUUUUGCUGGUGAUCUAACCCGUGACCCACAAGUUCAAGCAAUGUUGGCACCAUCUUAUUUAAGAGAAAAGUGUCGUGAAUCAGCCGACGAUUCGGUGCUUCGCAAUAAUCAGGGAACCGUUCAAGAUGCCCAAGUUUUACGUUUGAUUAAAAAUUUGGCUACUGUUUUGUUAGUUGCUUCACACUUGAGUAGUGAAUCAAAUUCACAGGUAACCAAAGUGCUGGAGGGUUGUAUCGAAGAGGUGAAAGCUGGUCUAUUGGAUAGCGAUAAUGUUGAAGUGUUUCAAAAACACGUUCAAAUCCAUUUACACCAUAUUCGACUUGGCAUUGGUCAAUUGGCUAUGUCACCGAGUAGAAAUGUGCAGCAGCACAAUGCAACUUUGACAGGGGCCACUGCAGGGACGAGUGAUGAAUCUGGUCGCAGCACUCCAGUUUAACUUUACUUUAAUUAACUAAAAUCUAUUUAAUUUUACUUUUGUUGUAUAUUCAAAUUUUCUAUUGAAUUAAACAUAUUUUUUUUUCUAUCCCCAAA
Molecule: messenger RNA, 2118 nt
Organism: Episyrphus balteatus (marmalade hoverfly)
Lineage: Eukaryota; Metazoa; Arthropoda; Insecta; Diptera; Syrphidae
Gene: mip130
Product: protein lin-9 homolog
Exons: 2
Coding region: 146-2023 (625 amino acids)
Biological process (GO): regulation of cell cycle; DNA-templated transcription; regulation of transcription by RNA polymerase II
Cellular component (GO): transcription repressor complex; nucleoplasm
Molecular function (GO): DNA binding
Source: RefSeq, a predicted model, not a curated record